ACACUUUCUCUACCAGGUGGACAGGCUCCUCCCAGUGGGCGGGGCUUCCCAGCUGCACUCAGCUGUAUCAAUCAGAGUCCACUCGCACUCGUCUCCUCGACAACCACUGAACUACAGCUGAUCUGCAGGACUACUGCUGCUGGCUGACUGGAGGUGAAAAUGAAGCGCUCCCUGAUUUUCGGUCUGCUGCUCAGCUCGUCUCUCUUGGCUUUGGCAUCGGCCAUCCGCUGUUACAGCUGCAAAGAUUACACCGCCAGUUGUUCCAAACAACGAGACUGUAGCUAUGACGAUGCCUGUCUCACACUCAACGAGAGAGGUGGGAUGACUUAUCGUCAGUGUCUAAAGUACUCAGACUGUGAAUACAGCAGACUUGGACAGAUGUUCCCCCAGGUUUCUAGUUUCACCUUCAAGUGCUGCAACUCAGACCUGUGUAACUCCGCCCCCUCCUCUGCAGUGAGCUCUGUCAUUGGUCUGCUGGCCUCAGUGGCAGUCAUGUGGUGGUGCGUUCACUGACCAGUGUUGUGUUCACUGACCAGUGGUGCUAACAUACAUUAAAUUGAUCAGUAAAGCUCCAUGUUAAUACUCUGUCUGAUCUCACUCUUUAUGAAACAUGAACUCUGAAUAUUUACUCUCACCUUUUGACCAUUGAUUCUCCGAGACGUUUUAUAGACGAGACGAUGAUGAUUAAAAGAUUUAAAAAAGUUUAAACACUAAAAAUAAUGGACUCAUUUUAAUCAAUAAAUAUUAAGAUACAUUACUUGUCUUAUUUCAUCUUGAAUUAAUUUUACAACAUGUUGUCAACUGUUGCAUCUUAAAGAGUCCUUUCAGAAUAAAGUGUUCCAAAAUGCUUCCUGUAUUAAUAACUGUAAACAUUUUUCUGUUGUUGUUUGUAAACAUUAAUAAAUAAAAGUGACAAAGUGUGAACA
This is a messenger RNA of Labrus mixtus (cuckoo wrasse), 926 nucleotides long. RefSeq names its product CD59 molecule (CD59 blood group) (gene cd59a). The transcript has 5 exons. NCBI's taxonomy places the organism in Eukaryota, Metazoa, Chordata, Actinopteri, Labriformes, Labridae. The coding region runs from base 160 to 513 and encodes 117 amino acids. The record is from RefSeq and is a predicted model, not a curated record.